AUGCAUAGAAAGAAAUCAUCCGAGCUUGGUUUCCCUGGUUUUGUAUUCCCAGACACCAGCGGUCAACAGCAUGCACUCGCCUCCGCAAUCAAUGGCCUGGACUACGGCUCUUCCAGUCUUUGGAGCACAUCUACUAUCGAGGAGUAUCUGAAGCAGCAUAAUAUGACCGAGGCCCGACUGAACGAUAUGGCCAUUCGUAACCUCAUCGGAUACUACUAUGUCAACCUGGACAAUGGCACACAACCUUUGACAGCCGAACAGGACGUAUAUGUUGAUGUCCGUGGUAACUACGCUAAGCUGAUUCGCUCUCACGGAUCCAAGUCGAUGGCCCUUCCUAAAAACGAGAACAACACUCUUCCCCUCAACAAGCCCCAUAAAAUGGCAAUUUUCGGCUCUCAUGCCCGCGGGGCUAUUGCUGGACCGAAUAUGGAAUUCAGCGUUGAGGGCUCUAGUCCUGUUUACGAUGGCCACCUGGCCACUGACUCUGGCUCUGGACAAGGAUCUCUGCCUUACCUCAUUACUCCCGAGACUGCGUUUACCAUCAAGGCCGCUCAGGAUGGUACCAUGCUCCACUGGGUUGCGAACGGUACCUACUCCUCUUCCGGUGGCUCGACUCUUGUGGUGCAAGGAUCAGACAGCACUGCCGUGACUCCAUCCAUCAGCAAAUAUGCAGAGAACAUUGACGACGCUCUCGUCAACGAAGUCGCAGAGAAUUGUGCCAACACGGUGGUAGUUAUCAACACUGUUGGCGCUCGUCUCGUCGACCUGUGGAUUGAACACGAGAACGUGACCGCACUACUGUAUGGCAAUCUUUUGGGUCAGGAGUCUGGAAACUCCAUCAUUGAUUAUUUCGAGGUCGCGUCAACUCUUGGUGGCAACGAUGUGGAGAAAUAG
Penicillium argentinense is the source of this 894-nucleotide messenger RNA. Its product is annotated as glycoside hydrolase family 3 protein. Gene Ontology annotation, biological process: glucan catabolic process. Lineage: Eukaryota; Fungi; Ascomycota; Eurotiomycetes; Eurotiales; Aspergillaceae. Gene Ontology annotation, molecular function: beta-glucosidase activity. The coding region runs from base 1 to 894 and encodes 297 amino acids. The record is from RefSeq and is a predicted model, not a curated record. The transcript is spliced from 3 exons.